UCAACCAAUCACGAGCGACGCUGCCUCCCUACGACCCGCUAACUUGUGUGAAGUGAGCCGCCGCAGUCGCGUGGCGUUCGUGAGUGGCAUCACAUGUUGUAUUUUUGGUCUCGGUAAGUAACUUUUUUCGUUCGUACUUUUUUUGUUAUUGUGUCUUUGGAUCUGUUAGAAACAAUGCUGUUGUUAUGCCAAAUGUAAAUAUGAUAAUUUUAUUCUAUAUUACACAGUAUUGCUUCCAUGUUAGUGCCACAGUUUGCAUAUGAUACGCAGGUGAAAUUCAAAAUGGCGUCAGGGGUUGGUUGACUAAUUUUGUUCGGGGUAGGUAGACUAAUUGGUCAACCAACCCCUUUAUAAUAAGUAUAACAUUUUAUCAUUUAUUUAAAGAAUUGUGUGGGCUAAUGGUUAAUGUGCAUCAUCAAUGUAAACACUAUCAUAGUCUUCUUUCACAUACUAAAUUUCAGUUGUAUUUUUACAGAAAAUGAGGACGUACAAAAGAAAAUCUGAAAGGGGUGAUGUACCAAAAGAUAUCAUAGAAAGAGCUUGCCACGCAGUAAUCUUCGAUAAUAAUAGCAUCAACGCCACAUCAAAGAAAUACCAAAUUCCAUACAAAACGUUGCAUCGUUAUGUGACUAAACUUAAACAAAAACUAGAAAGUUGUCCGAACCUCGGGAAAGCUGAUUUGACCCUGGACACGGCGGGGUACAUAAAAAAUAGGCAGGUAUUUAGCGAUGACGAAGAAAAUAAACUGGUAGCUUAUUUGAAGACGGCUGCUGACAUUUACUAUGGAUUAACACCGUAUGAGACACGCAAGUUUGCAUUUGAAUACGCAAAAAAGAAUAAUAAAACUGUACCUGAAUCUUGGAAUACAAAAUUAAUGGCUGGCGAAGAUUGGCUUGGUAAUUUCUUAAAACGUCAUCCCUCGUUAUCAAUAAGAUCACCUCAACCUACAAGCCUGUCUAGAGCUACGUCGUUCAACAAACAAAAUGUAAGUGAGUUCUUUGUUAACUUGAAAACAGUUUACGAACGAUUAAAUCUAAGCCCAGGUGAUAUUUGGAAUGUUGAUGAGACGGGACUUACAACAGUCCAUGUGCCUAAUAGAGUCAUAGCUCGCCGGGGUAUUAAAAAUUUGGGUAAAAUGACUUCGGCUGAAAGAGGCACUUUAGUGACAAUUGCAGUAGCAAUUUCAGCUCUCGGCAACAUGGUUCCCCCGUUUUUUGUUUUUCCAAGAGUACAUUUCAAGGAGCAUUUUCUUAAUGCGGGUCCUAUAGGUUCAGAAGGUGACGCUAACCCAUCUGGGUGGAUGAAAGAAGAAAAUUUCAUAAAAUACGCAAAGCAUUUUGUGAAACACGUGAAACCCAGUAAAGAAAAGCCUAUUCUUCUGCUCUUGGACAACCACGACUCACAUUUAUCAAUCGAGGUGCUGGAUUAUUUCAAAAACAAUGGGAUUACAGUUUUGUCAUUCCCCCCUCAUUGUAGCCACAAACUACAACCACUGGACAGAAGCGUUUACGGACCUCUCAAGAAAUAUUACAAUAAAGCCAGCGACAACUGGCUAGCUACUCACCCUGGAAAAACCAUCACAAUUUACGAUAUUCCGGAAUUGUUAAAAAUAUCUCUGCCAAUGGCGGCUACAAUCGACAAUAUACAGUCUGGAUUCAGAGUCACCGGUAUUUCGCCGCUUAAUGAAAAUAUAUUUCCUGAGUCUGAAUUUAGUGGAGCCUUUGUUACUGAUAGGCCAUUACCAGACGCACAUGACGCUAGAUCCUCAACCGCUGGUAGUGCGGUAGCAGGUCCAUCAAAUUCGCAAAAUAAUUUAGACAUUGGAAAUACUGUUCCACAAACCUCUCAAACAAAUUCAUCGGUUACUUUACCUCAAGUUGUAGAACUUCCAUCAAAUUCAGGCAGUGGUUCUGCUAAUCUAAUGGUUCCUAUAUUGCCCGAAAGAUCAAGGUCAUCUAGUACCGUUUGCGAAUCACCUUCUAUUCUCGAUGAAGAACACGUACAAGAAGAACCAGAAAUAGAGAACAUACAUCAGUCAGAUAUUGAUGCAUGCCCAUUUGAAACUCCACCACCACCUGGAUUUAAUCAAGAUAUACUUCCACAUAUCGAACCACACCCAUGUGUAACACCACCUCCACCUGAAUCCAAUCAAAGUUUUCUUUCACCUGAAGAGAUUAGACCUUUUCCGAAAGCAGCACCACGAUUAGGAAGUAGAAUAAACAUACGAAAACGUAGAAGCACCAUAUAUACAGACACUCCUGAGAAAGAAAAUCUUCUUGAAAACAAAAUGAAGCAAAUACGGAAGGAUACUUUAAAAAAGAUGAAAAAAGAAAAAAAUACCCCAAAAAUAAAAGGAAAAAACAAGGGAACAGGCAAGGGCAAAGGUAAAGGAAAGGGGAAGGGAAAGAAAACUAAGAAUAACGAUGAUCUUUCAGAAAUAAGCGACGAUGAUGACGCGAUUUGUCUAGAAUGUACCGAAUCCUAUUCAGCCAGUAAACCUGGUGAAGAGUGGAUUCAGUGCAUUACGUGUAAAUUAUGGGCUCAUUCUAAAUGUGCAAAAGGUAAUUUGAUAUUGUAUGAAUGUAAGAAUUGUAAUUCUGAUUUAGAAGACUGAUAUGACGGUCUGAUUUUAGAUAGAUCUUUACUAAAACUAGAUAACAUGAGACAGGUUCUAUUCAUAGUUAGGUUAAGUUUUAGAAAAUAAAUCUUAUAUUUUGGUAAAUAUUAAAGUGGCUAAUGAUAAUCACUAUUUUAAAGAUUAUAAUAUUUUGUUAGCAGAUAUACUUAAAAACUCUAAUAUGAGACUGAUUGUUCUAUUUUCAUAAAUAAGUUAAUUUAGAAAAGAAGUUUUCUGUUUUAUUAUUAGUUUAUAAUAUUAGAUACUCACAAGUUUAUGUAUGUUGAAUAAUAUUUUUAUAAAAGCAAUUUUAUCUGUGAUUAGCGAUUUAUUAGAAUAAUUCAAGUUACAAUUAUGGUUGAAACAGAAAGUACAAAAAUUAAUCCCUCAAGAAUUGUUAAUUUUAGUUUUUUUAAUAGUUUAAAAAGUCACCUUUAGUAAAGUUCUUUAUUAACCGAGAAUGGAUCUCAAAUUUAAGUUUGUUUAUAAUUAAAUAAAAAGUUUCUAUCAUUUAGUACAUUUUAAUGUUUUAUUGUAUACUAAUCCUCUUUAUUUACACUAAUUACUGCCUAGGUCAACCUACCCCAUGCCUAUGGUCAACUUACCCCGAACAUGGGGUAGGUUGACCAAGCGUCAGGGGUUUAGAAAAUCGACUAAAUAAAUAUUAUAAUGAUAAAUAUAUAGGUUAUAGAUUAGUAUUUUAGGUACCUGAAUAGUUCUUCUAUCUGUAUCAACUGCUAUUUUUGUUAUAUUCACUUUAACAUCAGAGAUAUACGAGCUUAAGUCAAAAGUUAGUCAACCAUCCCCGGUCUCCCCUACCCCAGAAUUAAAUGAAGGCAAUUUAGAUGAAACUGCUGAUGGAAACUGUAGUGAUAAUAAUGAACGGUCCCCAACUCCCCAGUCAAUAGCUGGUUCAUCUACAAGUACACAAUAUACGAGCACCAAACGUAAAUGUGCACAAGAUGUAAGACAGGAAUUCAUGGAAUUAGAGAAGAAAAAGUUGGAAUUAUUACAAAUUAAACUGUCGCAAAGCAGCGAAAGGCAAGAACAAGAUUGCGAAGACCUGUUAUUUUUUAAAAGUCUGUUGCCGUACAUGAAGGAGUUUACUCCUAUGCAAAAAUUACGUACGAGAAACAAAAUUACAGAAGUUGUUAUGAAUGAAAUGAAUAGUUUCACGUCCCAGGCUUACCAUAGUUACAAUAGUUACGAAUAUAACACAUCAAAUUAUGAAAAUUAAACUUU
Molecule: messenger RNA, 3859 nt
Organism: Maniola jurtina (meadow brown)
Lineage: Eukaryota; Metazoa; Arthropoda; Insecta; Lepidoptera; Nymphalidae
Exons: 2
Coding region: 479-2614 (711 amino acids)
Cellular component (GO): nucleus
Molecular function (GO): DNA binding
Source: RefSeq, a predicted model, not a curated record